Caenorhabditis sp. 36 PRJEB53466 is the source of this 597-nucleotide messenger RNA. NCBI's taxonomy places the organism in Eukaryota, Metazoa, Nematoda, Chromadorea, Rhabditida, Rhabditidae. The record is from the annotation of a GenBank genome assembly.
AUGUCAAUAUUCAAUCCGGAGCUCGGCCUGGACGUCGACGAGUUCAACUUCGUACUCAUCAUUUUCUCGGCCAUCAUAGUCAGCCUCGGCCUUUUCGCCCUUCUAAUUCUGUACUGUCAAAUCAGUUGCGGGUGCUGUAAACGGAAGGAAUCGGGCAUUCGGAGGCCCAGUACAAUUCCACAAGUCAUGGUCACUCAGCACAGAGACAAGUACGUUUAAACGGCCACUAAAAGUUUAGUAGGAGGCGUGGCCUAGCAUUUUUGGGCUUCAAAUAUAAAUCCGUCAAAAAUUAACCAAUUCCGGCGAUUCGCCAUAAAACUUGUGAAACUAAUUGUUGUGCACAUUUUCAGCUCAAAACGAGAAGAUUUCAUUGAGAAAUGAGAAAGCUGAAUCGAUUUACGAAUUUUGUGCUGAAAAUGCUUUUCACGAUAACUUUAAUGUGCUCUUCUUGAAAUGUCUGUUUCAUAGAUUCAAAUUUCCAGAACGCCACUAUCGAUCGAUUGCCCCGAUUUGGAUUUCAUCGAUGCUCGCAACACCAACCUUGUUUCGUCGACAGUUCGAGUCGAUUCAGUUCACCAAACCCCCACUCUUUCAUAA